GUUUUUUUAAGGAAAAGAAAAUAGUAUAAAAAAAUUAAAAAUAUAAAAGGACCUUUUCUUCCUUCUUCAACGGCCUGGUUCCUCUUCUCUCUAACAGAGAAAGGGAUUCUAGGGUUUUUUGAGUUUUUCCUCAGAGCGAGUUUUGACGAAGGUAUUGUUUUUCCUUUUUUUUUUGGAAGAUUUUAUUGGGAAGGAUAUGGUUAGAAAAAGGGAGGUAGGGAUUCGUGGGCGGUCAAUUUGAGGGUGCAUUGUUUUGGUUAAGGGGAUAUGAUUGAUUUUUAUUAUUGGGUCAAAGUUUUCUUUUGCUUUUUUUCACUUUUUUUGUGGGUUUGGUGUAUGGUUUUGCUUCAUUGUUGAUACUAUUUUUUGGAAAAAAGCCGGAGAUGGGUUUGUGCGAGAAUAGGACCUUGGUUGAUGAACCUUUGCGUGAAGUUGCUGCUACAGAGCAACAUUCGUGCACAGAGUUGAUGGGAAACCUUGUGCCUCAGCAGCGGGAUUGCAUUGUGUUUGAUCCUAACGGGGAUUGUGCUGGUGAACCGAGUGAAGAUGAAAAUACUGAUUGUGAAAGGUCUAGGGAUAUUGAUUGCAGAGAUGGAAUAAAGGGUGAGUGCAAGAAUGUGGUUGGUUUUGGCUUGAAGGGAUUGAUGGGUGAUGAAUGUUGUGACAGCACAAUUUGUUUGAAAAAAAAUGAGUGUGAAAAUGUCUAUAGUUCUUGUUCAAAAGAAUUGAUGGGUGAUAAUAUUGUUUUCUCAGAAAAUAAUCAGGAUGUGGAUGAUUCUGACUUGAAGGAAUUGGUGGACAAUAGGUGCAAUGAUAGUGUGGUUUGUUUGGAAGAAAAUCGGGGUGAAAGUGUGGAUGGUUCUAGUUCAAAGGAAUUGAUGGGUGAAAGGAACAGGGAUAGUGCAGUUUUCUCAAAUGAACAUCUGGGUGAGAAUGUGGAUGGUUCUUUUUCAGAUGUCUUGAUGGGUGAUAGGUGUGGUGAUAGUACAGUUUGCUUGAAUGAGAAUCAGGGUGAGAAUGUGGAUGGUUCUUUUUCAGAUGUCUUGAUGGGUGAUAGGUGUGGUGAUAGUACAGUUUCCUCCAAUGAGGAUCAGGGUGAGAACGUAGAUUGUGCUGGCUCCAAGGAAUUGAUUAGUUAUAAGGAUGGUCAUAGCGUGGUAUGCUUGAAUGAAAAUCAGUCUGAGAAUGUGGAUGGUUCUGGUUCAAAGGAAAUGAUGGAUGAUAGGUGUGGUGACGGUGUGGUUUGUUUGAAUGAUAAUCAGGGUGAAAAUGUAGAUGGUUCUGGUCCAGAGGAAUUGAUUGGUGAUGGUGAUAGCACAGGUUAUUCAAAUGAAAAUCAGGAAAAUGUAGAUCGUUCUGGUUCAAAGGAAUGGAUGGGUGAUAGUAUCAGUGAUAAUGUGGUUUGUUUCAAUGAAAAUCAGGGUAAUGUUGAUGUUAAUGAUUCAGAAACUGAUCUGUUGUGCUUGAAAAACAGAGGAAUUUCAGGUGAAGAUGGUCCAACUGCUGUGGAUGGAUGUUAUCAGGAUGAAAAUACUGCUUGUUUGAGCAGUGGCAUGGAGAUUUCUAUAGAUCAGAUGAGAGGAAUUGAUGAAAAUGUGGUUGGUUGGAUGUUAAAAGAAUGCAUUGACAUUCAAGGUGGGGUUUGUUUGAUUGAGAAUCUGGGUAAAGUUGAUCAUCACAACUCAGAAAAUGAUACUUCACAGGACACUGAAAUGCCAUCAGAAUUGAAAACAGUGGCUACUUCACCUAGAAAUUGUGUUAAACAGGAUAAGGAGAAGGAUGAUGAGAGUGUCAGUGGUUCCACUCAGCAGGGGGCCAUGGAAGAUGGGGAAGAAAAGUGUGAAGAGGAAAAUGAUGUGCUUAAAAGGACGGGGGCUGAUGUUCCGAACCAAAUAUUGCCUUCGCAAAAGAGUGAAGUGCCUUUUGAGUUAAUAAGUGUAACAGGUGAUUUUGUGAGUAGUAGUGACUGGCAUAACCAGAAAGAUGAUCUGAGUAGUAGUGAUCUCUCAUUGGAAAGUUUUACUAAACCUGUGGAAACUAAACGUACGGAUGAUAUAUGCAUUGAGUUAUUGGCUUCAAAGGGUUGCUUGAGUACAUUGGAAACAUUACAUAGGGCUGAAUCAUUGGGCACCCAUCAGAAUGCACAAACUGACAAUAAGAAUGUUAAUGGUCAAUCAAAAAAUGGUGUUGCAGAGGUUUUUGAGAAGAGGGCUGCUGUAACUGCAGGUACAAAGGUUGAGACUCCCAGUGAAAUUAUAAAUGCAGAAGAAAAUGGCUGCAAUUCAAAAGGGGAUUCUUUUGAGCUAGGUGCAAACUGUCUUGGUGAUAGAUCAGAUUCUCUGUCAUGUCAGCUCUUUGAUGUUGUUGAAAAUGGCUUGUCUGAGAGGUUGGAUCCAGUAGAUAUUUUGGCAAAGGAUGCCUGUGCUGCGAUUAGUUCUAGCAGUUCAAUUGACUGUUCCAGACAAAGAGAAAAUGAAGGAAAGGAUGUUGUCAAGGUUGAUUGUGUUUCAGACACUAAGCAUCAUCCUGCCACAUCUUCCUCAUCUCGAAGAGGCAGCAGAAAAAGCAAAUCAAGCCGAAAGGCUCCGGCGAAAAGGAUUGCCAGGUACUGCAGGAAGACGAAGCUGGCAAACCCACAUGAAAGUAUUGAAUUUAUUUUCAGAGCUUCAAGGAAGAAGAGAAGCUGUUCAUCCAAACCAGCUCGUGCUUCUGACUGGGGAUUGUUGAGUAAUAUUACACAAUUUCUUGAGCAGUAUCAUGAGCCUGGGUGUAAUGAAGUGCCGAAUCAAGAACGGUCCAAAGCUGGGGGUGGCCGAGCAAGUGGGAAACGGAGCAAAAAUCGGGCUGGUAAAAGCAGAAAAGGGUCAAGUGGGAUAAGUAACACUUCAACCAAUUGCCUACGUUUGAAGAUCAAAGUGGGCAAGGAAGUUGCUUCAAUUAAUCUGAAUAGUGUGGUUACAGAAUCGGUUGAUCCAUCAGUUUCUGUUGAUACUUCUUUUAAUAAUCAUGGGAAAGAAACCAGUUUUCAAUGUCCAAAAUUAGUUAAUGUUGUUGAAGAUAAAGUAGGGAAACUGGAAAGUGAAAGGCAGUUGCAGUUUAAGGAGGACUUAGAAAAGGUGAAAACAUGCUCAGAUGCUUCUAUUAUGGAUCUAAAACUAGCACAUAAGGUUGUGGAGAGUGCUGAAAAUCUUGAAAAGUCUGCUGAAGAUGCUGCAGAUAAUUACCCUGUAAGUCUGUCUGAUGCGGUGGCUGAAGCAUCUGGGGAAGUUGUAGAGAACAAGUACAUUGAUCCUGGAACUUCACCAGAUUCCGAAGUAAUCAAUUUAGUUCCUGAUGCCCGAGUUGGUUCAAUACACCAAGAAGAGUCACAUAAUACUGUCUUGAAUACUUCUGGAGCGCUUGCUUCUGCUGGAGGUGUUAAGAGUAGUAAGAGUAGCAAGCGGGGAAAGAAGGAUAAUCAUAAAUCUCCUGGUGUAGCCAGUGCAAGGAAAUCUAAAUCAUCAAAGAAUUGCAGAGGCAAACAAAAAACAACAGUUAAUGGAUUUUGCUCUAGCGGAGCUCUUACUUCAUCCACUGGUGCAAAUUCUUCAAGAGAGAAUGGGCUUGGUGUCUCUGAAGAGGCUAUGAAAGUGGAAAUUGCUACGGAUGCUAAAGCAUGUUGCAGUCCUGAUAUUCCAGAUACAAAGAACACUAAGAAUUUGUCUUCCUCUAAACACAAGCGGAAUCAACCUUCCAAAAGCUCAAAAUCUCAGGGAGUGAGCAAGGGAAAGUCCAGAGUCUCUGAUUCAGCAAGGAGCAGGAAAGGAAAUGCUUGUAAGCAGAAAGGGGAUGAAUUGAAGUCAGUUAGUAAGACCAAAGUAAAGAAGAAAGGCUUUGACAAAGACAUUGUUGCCAGAGGAGGAAGGCACCCACUAACAGUUGAUAUUGCAGGAAAUCACAUUUCAGAUAAUAUUGAGAUCCCAAAUACCAGCAACAGUAUUGCAUUGGCAGACAUGAUUAAUGUUGACUUGGUAUCAGAUGGUACCAUGGAGCAGUGUACACAGCCUGAUAAUGCUUGGGUGCGUUGUGAUGAUUGUCAUAAGUGGCGGCGAAUACCAGUUGCACUUGUAAAGUCAAUUGAUGAAGCAUGCCGUUGGGUCUGUGGGGACAACGUGGAUAAAGCAUUUGCUGAUUGCUCAAUCCCUCAAGAGAAGUCCAAUGCAGAUAUUAAUGCAGACUUGGGCAUAUCAGAUGCUGAGGAAGAUGGUUGUGAUGGUUUAAAUUAUAAGGAACUGGAGAAGGGAUUUGAAAGUAAACAUAUGACCGUGCCACCAACAUCACAUUUUUGGCGUAUUGAUAGUAAUUGGUUUUUGCACCGUGGCCGUAAAACUCAAACCAUUGAUGAGAUAAUGGUUUGCCAUUGCAAACGACCUCCAGAUGGUAAGCUUGGUUGUGGGGAUGAAUGCCUGAAUCGAAUGCUGAACAUUGAAUGUGUCCAAGGCACCUGUCCAUGCGGGGACCUAUGUUCAAAUCAACAGUUCCAGAAACGCAAAUAUGCAAAAAUGAAAUGGGACAGAUUUGGUAGGAAAGGUUUUGGGCUGAGGACGCUUGAGGAUAUAUCUGCUAGCCAGUUCCUUAUUGAAUACGUUGGAGAGGUGCUUGAUAUGCAAGCUUAUGAGGCUCGGCAAAAGGAGUAUGCUUCUAGGGGUCAGAGGCAUUUCUAUUUCAUGACAUUGAAUGGCAGUGAGGUAAUAGAUGCAUAUGUCAAAGGAAAUUUGGGGCGCUUCAUUAAUCAUAGUUGUGAUCCCAAUUGUCGUACUGAAAAGUGGAUGGUGAAUGGAGAAAUUUGUAUUGGACUAUUUGCAUUGAGGGAUAUAAAACAGGGUGAAGAGGUGACAUUUGACUACAACUAUGUGAGGGUAUUUGGAGCUGCUGCUAAAAAAUGUCAUUGUGGUUCACCUCAUUGUCGUGGUUAUAUAGGUGGUGAUCUACUUAGUGCGGAAGAAAUUGUUCAUGAUGAUUCAGAUGAAGAAUCUCCUGAACCUAUGAUGCUUGAAGAUGGUGAAACUUGGAAUGGUUCUGACAAUAUAAUAUCUAGAUCUAGUUCCUUUGAUGGUGCAGAAAUGCAAUCUGUGGAGAGUGUAGUAACUGAUGGUGUAAUAAAGUUGGAGAAUAUGCCAGAAGCUGAGGACUCUGUGAACCGUUCUGCUUCUGUCACAUCUCAAUUGAAGAGUUCAGUUGAAACAGAAUAUUUGAACGGAAAUUUCCAAUUAUCCAUUCAGCCAGAAGAAGUUUUGCCAGCUAUGGCCGCUGUUCAGCCAGAUAGUACCACAGGAAAGAAGGCUUUGAACAAAACCUCAUGUUCCAUUCAGAAAUUAGAUACUUCUCUAAAUAUUUUGGACAACAAAUUACCUUCUGAUGUUGUUGAUGCUAAUAAGAAGUCAAAGUUUGAUACUGCAGAAGACAAACAGGUUCCUCCAAAAUCACGCCCCUUGAUGAAGACUUCUCGUUCAUCUAGCUCUAUUAAGAAAGGGAAAAUUAGUAGUAAUUCUCUGAAUGGAAAUAAGGUUCAGAUGACAUCCACCAAAUCUCAAGUGCCUUCUGUCAAGCCCAAAAGAUUGUCAGAAAAUUCUAGUAAUUGCCGUUUUGAAGCAGUGGAGGAGAAACUUAAUGAAUUGCUGGAUUGUGAUGGGGGGAUAACAAAACGAAAGGAUGCUUCGAAGGGCUACUUAAAGCUUCUGCUUCUCACAGCAACUUCUGGUGAUAGCGGCAAUGGUGAAACAAUUCAAAGCAAUCGAGAUCUUUCAAUGAUUCUUGAUGCACUUUUAAAAACAAAAUCACGACUUGUGCUGACUGAUAUAAUAAACAAGAAUGGUUUGCAGAUGCUACACAACAUUAUGAAGAAAUACAGAAGCGACUUCAAAAAGAUCCCGAUUCUUCGGAAGCUUCUAAAGGUUUUGGAGUAUUUAGCAAUGAGGGAGAUACUUACCCUGGACCAUAUUAUUGGAGGUCCUUCCUGUGCUGGAAGGCAGAGCUUUAGAGAGUCAAUACUGUCAUUGACAGAGCAUGAUGACAAACAGGUCCAUCAAAUAGCCCGAAACUUUCGAGAUAGAUGGAUUCCUAAACCUGUCAGAAAACUUAGCUACAGGGACAAGGACGAGGGCAAAAUGGAGUUUCACAGAGGUUUGGACUGUAACAGGGUGCCAGCAUCAAACAAUCACUGGCGUGAGCAGGCCAUAAGACCUACUGAAGCAAUUAGUUGUGUUAUGCAAUCAGUGGUUGCAACAACUUCAGUGGAUACUGCAUCCCGUGAAGGAUGUUCCUCAUCAUCUACUGGUGUUUGCCAAACAAAUAGUACCAAAAUUCGCAAGCGUAAAAGCCGCUGGGAUCAGCCAGCAGAGACGGAGAAAAUUGGCUCACGGUCACCAAAGAAACUUCAAUAUAGUUCAUUACCUGUUUUAGUUGAAUCAACACCAGAUCACAUAGACAAGAUGAGCCAAGGGGAUAAAGAAUGCCGUGACUGUGUUUGCAAGGGUGAAGCUAUUAAUGUUGACAAUGGAAGACACAGUUUUCAGGAGGAUGUUCCACCAGGGUUCUCAUCUCCUCCCAAUGCAUCCUUGGUUUCAUCUACUGCUCCAUCAACUGCUAUCGAAUUCCCUAAACCGUAUCAGCUGAAGUGUCCUGAUGUGAUUAUUGCUCUUCCACAGAAGAGAUUCAUCUCCCGCUUGCCCGUCUCCUAUGGAAUUCCAUUGCCCAUUUUGCAGCAGUUUGGAUCACCACAGGGUGAAUGUGUAGAGAGUUGGAUAAUUGCCCCAGGCAUGCCUUUCCAUCCUUUUCCACCUUUACCUCCAUGUCCCCGUGAUAAGAAAGACACUCGACCUGCUUGCACUGCUAAUUCCAUUGGAAUUGAUGAAGAUGCAGAAGAAGGGCAACGGGACAGCAAUCGACCUGCCACUAGUUAUCCUGAUGAAAACAUUCCUUGCAUGGCUGGUGGUAACCAACCUGAUCCAGACAUUCCAGGUACUAACAUCCAACAGGCAUUUAAAAGAAUGAGGGAAUCUUAUGAUUUGGGUAAGAAGUACUUCAGACAGCAGAAACGGAAAGGGCCUCCGUGGCAUAAGUCUGAAUGCAUGGGAAAUAACCAGAUAGGUGGGACAUGCUGCAUAGAUGUAGGAAAUGUAAAAAAUGAGCUCAGAAAUUCUUAUUUUUCAGAUGAUAUAACCUGUAGAGUUGAAAAAGGUGGUAAUGAUUUUUAUCAGCAACCUCAGCACCCAAAUCAACAAUGAUUUAUAGGAAUUCUUUCUGAGAAGUACUGAAUUUUCUUUCAUACUUAAUGUAUUCUCUUCAAUUCUUUAUUUCCUGGGUUUAAUUUCCAGUGAAAAUUUGUAAUUUUAUACAAUUUUCGACUUGAAGUAAUUAAUCUCAGGUUCUUUUUGAGAACUGGUAUUUGCCUUGUUGGU
Messenger RNA from Theobroma cacao (cacao), 7439 nucleotides. It is a transcript of the gene EFS, whose product is annotated as histone-lysine N-methyltransferase. Gene Ontology annotation, molecular function: histone H3K36 methyltransferase activity; protein binding; zinc ion binding. Gene Ontology annotation, cellular component: nucleus. NCBI's taxonomy places the organism in Eukaryota, Viridiplantae, Streptophyta, Magnoliopsida, Malvales, Malvaceae. The record is from RefSeq and is a predicted model, not a curated record.